AUCGAGGCGUUGGAGCACAGCGUGAGAGGAAGAUGGCCGACGACCGCGACACGACAGUGGCGGCCAAGAAAGCUGCCAAGAAGCAGAAGAAGCAGCAGAAGAAGGAUGCAGGGGACGUAGAAGAUGCACCAGCCGUGGAAGAGCCUACCACUGUGACGAAGAAGUCCUCGAAGAAACAGAAGAAGGCCACGAAGGAGGCCGAAGAGGGAGCGCCAACCGUGGAACUCGUCCCCGAGCUCGCAUCGUUCUUCUCGACCAGUUCCCAGGUAUUUGGCAAGCGCGUCGAGCCAGAAAUCAAACUCCCUGUCGCCACCACCCCAGCACCAGAAGACGAAGCCGCCCCUGAACCUUCGCCCACUGAAACUACCGCAGCUGCUCCAACUGAAUCCAAGGUCGCUAGGGCGAAGAAGGUCAAGAAACCUAAACACAAGAAGGUCAAGGCGAUGGCCGAAGCUGCUGCAGCGGCUGCGGCUGCCGCGGGCGAGACUGUCGAUGGUACUACCGCUGUCGACGAGACAGCGUCUACCACCGCCAAAGGAGACGAUGACGGGUCCGUGGACGAAAAGGACGUCCGAACGAUCUUUGUUGGCAACGUGUCGCUGGAAGCGACCCCGAACGACUUGAAAAAACAUUUCACCCCAUGUGGUAAAGUCAAGUCGGUCCGUUUGCGAUCAGUGCCGGUCGCCGGGUGCAAAGUGGACCAAAACGGCAAGCAAAACUUGGUCAAGAAGGUGUGUACGAACAAGAAGCUGUUCGUGGAAGGCCGCGAUUCGUGCAACGCGUACGUGGUGUUUGUGGACGAAUCCAGCGUCGACGCUGCGCUCCAGUUGAACGGCUCGGAAUUUUUCAAGAAAUGUCUCCGCGUCGACCGCAAAAACGUGUCGAUGGAUGCGAAGCGAACAGUGUUUGUUGGCAACUUGGCCUUCACGGCCACCGACGACGACGUUCGAAACCAUUUUGAAAAAGCAUUGCGCGAAGAUGCCGACACACCUGCCGUCGAAUCUGUUCGUAUCAUCCGCGACAAGUCGACGCACCUGGGCAAAGGAUUUGGCUACGUCCUGUUCAAGGAUGUCAGCACAGCGGCCAAGGCGCUGUCCCUCCAUGAGUCCAAGAUGGGAAAGCGUGAAAUCCGUGUCACGGUGUGCGGCAAGCGGUUCAAGAAUACCGGCGGGGAGAAAGCCCCCGAGCUCAAGUUUGAAGGGCGAAGGGCUCGCCCUGGCGCGCAGCUUCGAAUGUUGAAAAAGCGCAAAGCUGGCGAACUUACGGACGCUCCACCUUCGAAGAAAUCAACGAAGCACAAUAUGGCCCCGUUCGUGAAAGGCGAGAAGCGACCCAGCGCCAAGACAUUUGCCAAAGGCGAGAAGAAGGCACCGAUUUCCAAAAAAAGACCUGGCGCCAAAGGCUUGAAUGCAUUCAAAAAAGGACCACGAAAACCAUACCAGGACAAGUCGAAGAAGGGAACGACGAAGCACGAAAAGAUCAAAAAGCCGAAACACGCCGCGCGCAAAGCACGACAAGCACUCGAAGCGGCACAGAACGCUUAGCACGCUCAUCUCCAACUCGUAUCGCGACGCAGUGACAGUACACAACUUAAUCUCGACGAAUUCGUGUCCCCAUAAACGUUCUGGUCACCUUGUCGCGGUCGAAGGGAGAUGCAUGGUUGGCAGCGACAUGAGAAGCAGCACAAACACGAAGCUGCGUUUGGUCAGGAUGCACACACAGGCAGUGACGAAAACUAAUGGAAGCGCGCGAUCCCCAUCGCAAAG
Messenger RNA from Aphanomyces invadans, 1766 nucleotides. RefSeq lists its product as hypothetical. Gene Ontology annotation, molecular function: RNA binding. Lineage: Eukaryota; Oomycota; Saprolegniomycetes; Saprolegniales; Verrucalvaceae. The record is from RefSeq and is a predicted model, not a curated record. The transcript is spliced from 4 exons. The coding region runs from base 33 to 1544 and encodes 503 amino acids.